UAUUAAUGCAAUAUUUAUUAACAAAAUAUUAACAUUUUAUUUGAUUUUUUUUAAUUAAAUAUUGAACUCUCCUUGACAUUGGUCUCUUGCUUUUUGAGUCUCGAGUCUUUGGCUCCCAUACCCCCACUCCCCACUCACCUUCUUCAUUUUUCUUUUUCCUUUUUACAGCUCAUUAACAAGUACAAAGUUGCACAAAUGCUCAGCUGUGGAAAUUAUUUCGAGGGCUCAUUUAAAGCUCUUGGAUCUUUAAUAAUUCCCAUUCAUGGUGUGAAUUUUUGACUGAAUUAUGCCGUUGCAAACGCUGCUGCUGCUCUUUGUGAGUGUGUGUCAGUUAGAGUUCUCUUUCUCUGCUGCAUUCAGUGUCAAUUUUGGUGGAAAAAGAUCAGAUUUUGACUCGCGCCCAGCUCAUCAUUCUCGAUUAAAUCUGUAAUUUUUGCAUUCCUGAGUCGAGAAUUUUAUCUGNUUACUGGCAGAUCUGAGUGAAAGCUGCGGCCCUUGCCUUACUGUAUUGCCUAUGGAAGAACAAUCCUACUCUCCUCUCUCCUCGUCAUCCUCAAUCUUUUGCCUGCCGUGCAUUCCGACUUAACCUCGGACAAAAAUGCCCUUCUCGCAUUCUCAAACUCCGUGCCCCACAGCCCCAAACUCAACUGGGACCCGAAUUCCCCCAUCUGCACCUCAUGGACUGGGAUCAACUGCAGCUCCAACGGCCAGGAUGUAAUCGGGCUCCGCCUCCCGGGCGUUGGGCUCACCGGGCCCAUCCCAAACGGCACUCUCGGGAGGCUGCAUUCUCUAAGAGUCCUCAGCCUUCGGUCCAAUCGGCUCGGUGGGCCCAUCCCGCCAGACAUCCUCUCUCUUCCCUCCCUCAACUACCUUUUCCUCCAGAACAACAACUUCUCCGGAGAGAUCUCUCAAUCCCUCCUCCCCCGCCAGCUCAGCGUCCUCGACCUCUCGUUCAACUCCUUCACCGGAAAUAUCCCGCUGGCCGUUCGGGACCUGACCCGAUUAACGUCCCUCAGCCUACAGAACAAUUCCUUCUCCGGGCCCAUCCCAGACCUCAGCCGGACCCGCCUCAGGCGUCUAAAUCUGAGUUCCAAUAAUCUCGUCGGCCCAAUACCGUCUUCUUUGCAGAACUUUCCGGAUUCUUCAUUUCUUGGGAACUCUCUAUGCGGGCCCCCCUUGAAUCCGUGCCGGGUAGCUCUUCCGCCUUCGUCUUCCCCGGCCCCCACGCGGCCACCUCGAGAGAGCUCGGCCAUAAGGAGACUCUCGCGCGGGAUUAUAAUAGCAAUUGCGGUUGGUGGAUUCGUGAUCUUGCUUAUUCUUCUCUCUCUGUUUAUAUUCUUGUGCUGCUUUUGGAGGAAAAGGGACGGUAAAAAUCGGGGGUCCCCGAAAGUGAAGACCUCGGGUGUCGGGAGGAGUGAGAAGAAGCCGAGCGAGGAGUUCGGGAGCGGGAUCCAAGAGCCCGAGAGGAACAAGCUCGUGUUUUUCGAGGGGUGCUCAUAUAAUUUCGACUUGGAGGAUCUGCUGAGGGCUUCGGCCGAGGUUCUGGGGAAGGGUAGUUUCGGAACGGCGUAUAAGGCAGUUCUGGAGGAGUCGACCACUGUAGUGGUCAAGAGGCUCAAGGAAGUUAUUGUCGGGAAAAGGGACUUCGAGCAGCAAAUGGAGACGGUGGGGAGGGUCGGGCUGCACCCGAACCUAGUGCCUCUGAGGGCUUAUUACUAUUCCAAGGACGAGAAGCUCCUCGUGUACGAUUAUUACCCGAACGGUAGCUUGGCGAGUCUAUUGCACGGAAACAAGUCGACCGCCGGGCGGACCCCACUCGACUGGGACUCGAGGCUCAAGAUCUCGCUCGGGGCCGCACGUGGGCUGGCCCACCUCCACUCGGCCGGCGGCCCAAAACUCGCCCACGGCAACAUCAAAUCCUCCAACAUCCUCCUCCUCACCGCCACACAAGACAGCCACCCGGACACAACCGCAGCUGCCAUAUCGGACUUUGGGCUGGCCCCACUCAUGGCUCACCCGGGCCCAGGCCCAUCUACCCGGCCCAUCGGUUACCGGGCCCCAGAGGCAAUAGAGACACGGAAGCAUACCCACAAGUCUGACGUGUACAGCUUUGGAGUGGUCCUUCUUGAAAUGCUUACGGGCAAGCAGCCGAUCCAGUCUCCGGGCAGGGACGAGAUCGUGGACCUGCCCAGGUGGGUCCAGUCGGUGGUGCGCGAGGAGUGGACGGCUGAGGUGUUUGAUGUGGAGCUCAUGAGGUUUCAGAACAUAGAGGAAGAAAUGGUGCAGAUGCUGCAGAUAGCAAUGGCUUGUGUGGGGAAGGUUCCGGAUUUGAGGCCAGGGAUGGAUGAGGUGGUGAGGAUGAUCGAGGAGGUCCGGUUUUCGGACACGGAAAACCGGCCGUCGUCCGAGGAGAACAAGUCCAAGGAUUCAAAUGUGCAGACACCUUGA
This is a messenger RNA of Striga asiatica, 2448 nucleotides long. The record is from the annotation of a GenBank genome assembly. Lineage: Eukaryota; Viridiplantae; Streptophyta; Magnoliopsida; Lamiales; Orobanchaceae.